Leptinotarsa decemlineata (Colorado potato beetle) is the source of this 1578-nucleotide messenger RNA. RefSeq names its product actin-binding Rho-activating protein. Gene Ontology annotation, molecular function: actin binding. Gene Ontology annotation, cellular component: sarcomere. The record is from RefSeq and is a predicted model, not a curated record. Gene Ontology annotation, biological process: positive regulation of Rho protein signal transduction; positive regulation of transcription by RNA polymerase II. NCBI's taxonomy places the organism in Eukaryota, Metazoa, Arthropoda, Insecta, Coleoptera, Chrysomelidae.
GCAGUUGCUAACGGUGUUUACGGUUCACAAUUUGUUCACCAUUUGAAAGUGUUUACGUUAAGGGUGAAUUUUUCUUAACGAAAAUUGUAAUUUGUAGAUGCAGGUGAUGUCAGUAGAUUUAUCGGUAAUUAUACUCUGAUAGCAACGGUAUUCUAAAGAGGUUUCUCAAAAAGUAUUAUACCUACCAUUAGCUUAUCGUGAAUUGUAAACAUGUUUUCUUAGUUAUAAAUGCCCAAUUAUCUUACGCAAAAUGCCUUAUAUAAUUCGGAUCCUGAUAGUGGUGAUUGUGUCUUGUGUUACGAGGAUGAAACAGAAUUGAGAAUAUCCGCUCCUCCUGGUAGUGAUUAUGGAAAACCUCUCGGAUCUCAGUAAACCCACUUUUUCAGAUGGUAUUUCGCUUCGUAGCAUUUGAAAAAUGAAAAUAAUGGACUCCCCUCUCAAAUCAAAGGUAGCCCUCUUCAACAAAGUUGCAGAUAAACAUGUUCAGGAGCAGGCAGUAAAUCCAUUCUCAAAUGGAAAACAAUGCGGCAGUUUGCCGAGGCCGUCAAUUUCAAAAGAAGAAUACGGAAAACCACCAAAAGGAUCUCUAUCAGAAAUAAGAGCAUUUAAAGCAACAAUACACGUCAGCAGGGAAAUGUUGGAACUUUGCGAGGUCAUUGAUCAGUGUGGAGAGCGUCUAUUUACACAUGAAGAAAAACCAGACGACCCUAGAAUAGUCAUAAGUUUUGGGGAACUUUUUUCUAUUUAUACAGCCAUAUCAGACAAAGUCGUGGGACUACUCCUCAGAGCUCGAAAAUAUAACUUGGUAGAUUUUGAGGGCGAGUGUUUAUUUCAGAGGAAAGACGAUCACAUCCCAAUUAUUCUUUUAAAGCCCAUUGAAGAAAUCAGGAAAAUUCUACAAGAAAAAAUUGAUGAGGCAACUAAAGCAUUAGUGGAAAGGGACGAGAUUCAUUAACUUCAAUAAUCUCUUUAACUACUGAAUUUUUUUAUAUUCAAAUAUGGACCACAAACUUUUUAACAAUAUGUUUCCUAUAAUUAGAGUGACUAUGUUAAGUCAUAGCAAUCUAUCUGUUAGUUAUGUUAUUUAAGAAAAUUCCUUAUUAGAAUAUAUAAGCAAAUAAUAUUGGUAGCAUCUGAGUUCAGAACUAUGGUAGGUAUAACACUUAAAAUCUGGAAUAAAUUUCGAAACAUAAUUAUUCAUUCUUAGAAUUUCAAAAAAUAUAAAUGUAGAAACGAAUCAAUCUUUAUCAAUGUUCGUUUUCACAUCACUAUUACAAGUAUUUGAGUUACCAAUCUGCUUAUUCACCUUGGAGUCGUUCAUUGGAAUGAAUUAUUCUAUCACGAAGAUAAUUUCAAAGAAUUUUUAUUUUUCAAAACUGAAAUAAUCAUGUCAAUCUGAAUCGCGCCUCACUCCAAUGAUUUAUGACCACGGUAAAUAAACUCUUGAUCAGUUUAAUUUUUUGUCUCUGUCUAUGUAAAAACUAGUUAAUGAAUUAAAAAAAAAACAUUUUUCAAUGCUUUCAAUCUAUUCCAGUAUUGUUAUAAAAUUAUAGGUAUCUAAUAAAGAUUUUUAGACUA